Molecule: messenger RNA, 1599 nt
Organism: Rasamsonia emersonii CBS 393.64
Lineage: Eukaryota; Fungi; Ascomycota; Eurotiomycetes; Eurotiales; Trichocomaceae
Exons: 4
Coding region: 1-1599 (532 amino acids)
Source: RefSeq, a predicted model, not a curated record
AUGAGGCCCUCCUCUCUCCUCUUCACCGCUGCCACUGCGGCGGCGGCUGCCAUCUCGCACCGUGUCCGCGACUCAGCCCCGAUUGCUGUGAGCGGGUCUGUGCCGGACAAUGCGGGGGAUCCGGUCCUGCAUCCGUUCGUCUCGUUCUCCAUCGAGUUUGCCUUUUUCCCCGACUAUGCAGGAAACAAAUCUCAUCCGAACCUUUUCUCGAAUCAAUUGCUGGACAACAUUGCGGCCCUCCAAGGCAGCAAGCCGUACAUCCGCGUUGGUGGAAACACUCAGGACUACGCGCUGUACAAUGCCAGCCUGAAGACGGCCACCAACGGCACCUACAUCCCCAGCAUCUCGACCGACUACCCGCGGAUUCUCUACAUCGGGCCGUCCUUCUUCGAAUCCUACUCCACCUGGCCCGACACCAAGUUCAUUCACGGCUUCAACCUGGCCAAGAAUGACAGCAUCGCGUUGGACAGCCUGCUCGCUACGGUGCCCCUGGUGUGCAAGGCCCUUCAAGGGGGCAAGCUCGCGUACUGGGAGCUGGGCAACGAGCCGGACUUGUACAAGACCUCUGCGCAGGGCAUCAUGCGGCCGGCGAACUGGACCGAACAGGACUAUGUCAAUGAGUGGCUGAACAAGUCGAGGGCCAUCCGCAAUGCGAUGGCGAAGGCGUGUCCAGAAAUGGCCACGGACGCCGCUUACAAGUAUAUUGCGCCGUCGUUUGCGGGGGUCUCCAACAGCCUGCAGCCUGUCACUACGUGGAAGGACGGACUGGACACGGAUCACGAUAUUGCGCUGAACUCGGAGCACAACUAUAUUGGUGGUGCUACCCAGCCCGGCGUCACGCUGCAGGGCACCCUGAUGAACCACACGUCCACGGUCAACAGCGUGAACAAACAAGUCAACCUGUCGCGGGUUCUGACGGAGGAGAACCUCACCCCGGGCAUCCCGUACAUCCUGGGCGAGACCAACUCGCUGUACAACGAGGGUGCGCCGGGCCUGUCGAACGCCUUCGGCGCCGCGCUCUGGGGCAUCGACUUCAACCUGUACUGCGCGUCGCAGGGCAUCCGGCGGACGCACAUGCACCAGGGCACGGACUACCGGUACGCGUCGUGGCAGCCGGUGCAGACGAACAAGACGACCAUCGGCACGAAGCCGCCGUACUACGGCAACAUCUUCGUCGCGGCGAUGCUGCAGGGCGGGUCCGACGUGCGGGUUGUCAACCUGCCUUUGCCGAAGGAGGAAGAGGCAGCGUACGCGGCAUAUGUGGAUGGCAAGCUGGCCCGCAUCGCCGUCGUCAACAUGGUCGAGUUCAACUACACGGAGACAAAACCCAACGCGACGCGGCCGUCGGCGACUUACACGUUCCAGGUGCCGCCAUCGUCGUCACAGAAGUCCCUGUCGGUGCAGCGCCUGCUGGCCAACGGAAGCAAUGCCAUCACGGGCAUCACCUGGGACGGCUGGUCGUACAACUACGAGCUGCAGGGCGGCAAGCCGGUGCGCCUGCACAAUGUCACGGUGGGCGAGAAGGCGUCCGUCAAUGAGCAGGGUGUGGUGGCGAUUGACGUGCCGUACUCGAGUGCGGUCAUACUGAACGUUGAGUGA